Messenger RNA from Lates calcarifer (barramundi perch), 6550 nucleotides. RefSeq names its product phosphatidylinositol-5-phosphate 4-kinase, type II, alpha a (gene pip4k2aa). Gene Ontology annotation, biological process: phosphatidylinositol metabolic process. NCBI's taxonomy places the organism in Eukaryota, Metazoa, Chordata, Actinopteri, Centropomidae. The record is from RefSeq and is a predicted model, not a curated record. The coding region runs from base 918 to 2249 and encodes 443 amino acids. Gene Ontology annotation, molecular function: phosphatidylinositol kinase activity. The transcript is spliced from 11 exons.
GCAAAGCGCAAGCUGUCACCUCCCCUCCGUCGAGCUGUCAUUUGACAGCGGCACACAUGAACCUCAGUACUGCAGACGGAGUUGACCACCCGUUGAUUUUACGUCUAAUUAUCUGCUCCUCGGCGUUUUAAUUCAAACUGGGCAAGGACAUGGCGGGAUACACCCCAGUAGUCUCUACGGACUGACAACAAACGCGUAGGAGGAGAGCUGAGCCGCUCGCUAGUUGUGAGCUGCUUGCUAAUGUUAAUCGUUAGCUUGCAGGCUAAUGGUAGCUAGCUGGUGAACGGAGUCCGGUUCUGCUUUGUGCCGUCAGUUGGCUAACCUUACCUAGCUGGCUCGCUAGCGAAGGUCGGAGGGAGUAACGUUAGCUGGUAAUCAAGAGCGUUUAGGUAGCCAUUCAGCAUCAAUAACGUGUCAUUUUAAUAUUUUAUUUUGAGGCUGUAUGCUGUUUUGUUUUUCUUUUGUCACGGGGCUUUACGUUUUACUUGUUUAUACGUUUACGAAUUUUACGGAAUUUAUCAUUAAUGUUUGCUAUCUAGCUAGCUACUCGGCUAUGCUAACGCCAGCUCACUGAGACCUCACAUCGUAGGGGUGCGGAGAGCUCCAGACGAGUCAAGGAAGGAAGAGAGGUGAUUUAUGAUGUGGGCAGAGGGAAGCAGCGGACUGUCAGGGGAAGGAGAGCAGCAGUAUUAACUUAAACACAUCGUAUUUUCUCAUAUCAGUCCUUGUCGAGGCAGGGCUAUAGCGUCAGUCAAGCUGUGUGGGACGUUGGAUGAAGAAAAGAAUUGGGGCACUUUGAUUUGCGAGCUGGCUAAAUGAAUAUUGGUAUUACUGAAUCGUGAGCCGGUGGCCACUGUGGGAAGACACUCUGUAGAGAUUAUCGCACAAACUGCGUUAACCAGCCAGUUUGCUUUAAGAUGGCUUCGGCGAGCAGCAUUGCCGCAUCCAUUGCGAGCAAAACGAAGACCAAGAAAAAGCACUUCGUUGCUCAGAAAGUGAAGCUCUUCCGUGCCAGCGACCCUCUGCUAAGCGUGCUUAUGUGGGGAGUCAACCAUUCGAUAAAUGAAUUAAGCCAUGUUCAGAUCCCCAUCAUGCUCAUGCCAGAUGAUUUCAAGGCCUAUUCUAAGAUCAAAGUGGACAACCACCUCUUCAACAAAGAGAACAUGCCCAGCCAUUUCAAGUUCAAGGAGUACUGCCCUCUGGUGUUUCGAAACCUCAGAGAGAGGUUUGGCAUCGAUGAUCAGGACUUCUUGAACUCUCUGACACGUAGUGCUCCCUUGAACAGUGAGGCCCAGGGACGGAGUGGGGCUCGCUUCCACACCUCUUACGACAAACGCUACGUCAUAAAGACCAUCAGCAGCGAGGAUGUGGCAGAGAUGCAUAACAUUUUAAAGAAAUACCAUCAGUUCAUUGUGGAGUGCCAUGGCAACACGCUUCUGCCCCAGUUUCUGGGGAUGUACCGGCUCACCGUUGACGGAGAUGAGACCUACAUGAUUGUUACACGCAAUGUCUUCUCCCACCGUCUUUCUGUCUACAAAAAAUAUGAUCUCAAGGGUUCCACUGUGGCAAGAGAGGCCAGCGACAAGGAGAAGCAGCCGCCCCCACCAGAGGAUGUGCCCCCACGGCCCAAAUCUGGUAACGUUCAGCAAAGGCUGCAAACACUGCGGAUUGCCACGCGCUUUUACUGCGCCAUGAAACACGUAAGAGAUGCCAAGGAGCUGCCCACCUACAAGGACAAUGACUUCAUAAAUGAUGGGCAGAAGAUCUACAUCGACGAGGAGAACAAGAAAAUGUUCCUGGAGAAGCUUAGGAAAGAUGUGGAGUUCCUGGCCCAGCUGAAGCUCAUGGACUACAGUCUGCUGGUGGGGAUCCAUGACGUGGAGCGUUCAGAGCAGGAGGAGGUGGAGAGCGAAGACAAUGAGGCUGAGGAGGAGGGGGAGAGCGACGGAGGGGGCAUUGGGACGCCCCCUGACAGCCCCAGCAACACCCUGGACAGCACCAAGCCUCUGUCGCCCGGAGAAUUCGAUCCCGCCAUUGAUGUCUAUGCCAUCAAAAGCAAUGAUAGUGCUCCCAGGAAGGAGGUUUACUUCAUGGCUGUCAUAGAUAUCUUGCAGCAUUAUGAUGCCAAGAAGAAGGCUGCCCAUGCCGCCAAGACUGUCAAACAUGGGGCCGGAGCGGAGAUCUCCACGGUGAACCCAGAGCAGUACUCCAAGAGGUUUUAUGAUUUCAUCACCACUAUCCUGUCAUAGCCUCCAGGAGCGACACUGGGGGGCACAGAGGCACAUAGGAAAGGGAGGGCAAGUGGGGGAAGUAGGGCGGAGAAGAAAAGUGACGGAGAGGAAAAAAAAAAACCAUCGAGAGGCUGAAUUAAUAAGGUGCUGUGAUGGCUUUGUAUCACUCUCCCUCAUCCCUCCCUCUUUGUUUCUCUCUCUUUCAGUGGGGUGCCACGCUCUGCAGCUAAAAAAAAAAAAAAAGAAAGAAAAAAACCCAUCAUUCGUUUACAUUCAACCUCUCCUCUGUUGAGUUUUGUUCACGUGUUAUUUUGGAUGAUAAGGGUGUUGAAAGCAAGUGUCCAAGUCAUUACAUUUUUGUUUUUUAUACAUAUAUAUAUAAUUUGUCUGUGUGGUUGUUUAUGUGGGAAUAUGGCUUUUUUUAUUGCCUCUAACAUAACAUCCAGCUCCCUGCAUUUCUUUUAUUUUGAUGUUUUUAUUUUUCUUUCCCUUAUGAUGUUUUCAGGGGGAGGUUGGGGAGGGUAUGGAGUGCUAAAGUGUAAAGUAAAGGGGAAUGCAGAGAUCGGUUUGAGUGGGAUGUAAAAAGGAAGUUUAUGUUGAGCCUCGCCUAAUGCAAUUGCUUCAUUUCAGGAAGUAGGAAGCAGUCUUCCAAUAGGCCAACAGCCAGACCCCCACACACCCCACGCCCAAAUGCUAUACAAGUAGUCAGCCAAACAAAUCUUCCUGUUUUGGUUCCUCCCCUAUCACCCUCCCUUUAGACGCCUCCCCUUCCCCUCCCGUUCCUUCGUGUCCAGUUAAUGAAUUGAGCUUCUGGGUUAUCCUCUCUCCACACACUCAAACCAAUACUUCUCAUGAGCUGAGAUGAGUUCAGUUGUUGCAAUAAAUUAUAAUGCUCGUUUCCAGAACUAGUGGCACCUCAGUGUCUCUCAGUGCUUUGUCGUGAUUUAAGAAUGACUGAGGGAAGGACAUGUACCAUAAAAUGAGAAAAAGAGCGAUUCGAGCAACUGGCUUCUCUUUAGUCAUUUACUCUGAUUCACUCUGAAUAUGUUGGGCAUUGUUAGUUAGUCAUGGUUUCUGUUCCUGUGACAGGGAAUAACCCAGAAGUCCUGUGUGGCUACAGUGAUUAAGAGAAAGUUGCUCCUUGUUAUAUCUUCAUAUAGGGUGUGAGAUUGAAACAUCAACAGCCCUUAACUUUCUGUUGCCAUCAGCACCUUAUGAGUAAAAUCAAAAAAAAGUUGCACUUUUAUUUGUUGUUAGAGGUUAGAAGCUCUUGUUCUGUUACAUGUGCUGCAACAAAGAGGAAAAAGGAACUCUGCUCUCUUAGAAUUGAAUUUUAGGUCUCAAAUCCUGUCUCCUCCAUCAGUUUUCACCUGUGGGCACAACUUUCAGGGAUUGUUCAGGAAGAAUUUACUGCGAUGUUAGAAAGCAGAUGAGUUCUGUCUUCAGGGCUUUCGUGAACUAACCUUUCCAGUCCCUUUAGUGGUGCUCUGUGGUGUUGUCGUGGUCGGGUUUUGGGACCAGGCGACAGUGUGACUGUGCUCGUGCAUUUCAGGGCAAACAGAAGACGGUUUACCUCCAGCAUCGUACCAGCACACACCCAGUGACGGCGAACGGUGUGUGUGUCAGUGUUCAAAAGUCGUAUAACGGGGGAAGAGAGAACAGAUGGGGGGAGGAGGGAGGUUGGGAAGAGUAGCUGCAAAUGUAAAGAUACACGUUGUUAAGUCAUUAACACCAACAGCAUCGCUCUCUUCUCUAACCUCAGCUGUGAGUCUGUUAUUCAUUGUUGUUUGUGUCGUUAUUGUUGACAUUUUUUAAAGGUGGUUUAUCUGUGUUUGAAUUUGGCGGUUUUAUGAAUUGAUGUGGUAACAAUUUUUUGUUUUUGUUUGAGGUUAUUUUUGUAUAUUUUGCACAAGAGGAAAGGAACCAAAUGUUACGAAAAAUGAUCCCAAUUAGUCGACAUGGUCUUAACAAGGGAAAUGCAAUAUACUUGUAUGUAAGUGAGAAAAGUUGUUGUGCGUGUGACGUUGUGUAUCACCUCUGGAUAACCAACUAAAACAAGUUAAGUCGUCCCCCUUGACUAUUCUUACCCAUGCAAAAAGCUUCCAUCACAAUGUGUUUGUUUAGAUAUCAUAGAUUAUAUUCACAUUUAUAUUUUUACAUUGGAUUUUAGUCAUGAAAUAUAGUUGUAUUUUGAAAGGAGCCACCCGUGGGAAUGAAUGACGGUGCUGUGGUAAAUGAAGAAUGAUACUGCUUGAAUUUAUACAAUACUUAGUAUAGAUGUACUCAAAAACAAAAAAGUAAAAAAAAAAAUUGCAUGUCACAGGACUAAGUUUCUUCGCCCUCUAGUCUGUGUUGUUGGCUGUUCAGGUUCUCUUUGUGUCCCUCCACUUUAACCACAUUUGUGAGCUGUUCAGCGUAAAAUAGUCCCUACCAUGCUUUAAAAUAACUGUUUUUCAUUGUAUACACUGUGCAAGAUGUGUGCCUUUAUACUCCAAAAUUAUUUAAUUUUAUAUUUUGUAAUCUUUUUUUAAAACAAAGGUAAAAGGUUAUUUUAAUAAUAGGGUGUUUACGUUGACAUGCAUUAUUUACAACUUUAUUUUCAACCGCCCCUGCUCAACCUUCUUCCACUCCAACACCCCUCUGUGUUUAGAUUUGUCCAUGUUAUUCAGUCAGUUAAGCAAAACCAUUCUAAUGAUUGUGUUAACCGAUGACAAAAAAAAAAAAAGGUGUAUAGCUGUCUUAAGUAAAUUUGAAGAUGGUGGAUCAGUUGCUGUACAUACAGAUCCACCAUUCUGAUUAUUCAGUGUGUACAGGUGUCCCUUUCCCCCUCUCCUCAGACCAGAGGUGGUGUCCGCUGAUAUUAAUCCCCCUCCUUGUUCACGCUGGUGCUGCCUUUAUAAAGAGCGUUUGUGCGUGGAAGUGUGUUGUGGAUUGUGUGUGUGUGCGUGCAUGCGUGUUGUGCUUUGUGUUUUCGUCACACUCGUUCCUUGCUAAACUGAUGCCCCUCCUUACCCCCCCCACUCCCCACCCCACCCACCUCAUGAGUCUGUCAGCAUCUUCAUCACAUUUACCCGCUAACCACAGUCACAUUUCAGGAAUGUGAUAUAAAGUGUACAGCUCCUGUUUCAAAACCGGUUUACAUUCUCUCGCCUCCUUACCUCCAUUUUUUUGUGUAACCCUGCUUGUUACCAGGGAGAUUAUCAGCUGAUAGUUCAUCCUGAGUCAGUGUUUAGUUGAUAUUUCUGUGUUCUUUCACUAUAAACGGGCUGUUCUGUUUCUGUUGUCAUGUAACUCAUAAUGUACAUAGGUUGUGUCAUGAGGAAAACAGGGAAUGAGGGAACACAAUCAACUUCUAGUCUGCUUUGCUCUGUUUGGCUGUUUGACAGAGCAGUGCAUGCUGGGAGUAUGGGUUUUUUUCCCUGUUUUGUUUUUGGAAUAAUAACUCUGGAUCUCAUGCAAGGAAGGCAGACUUUAACAGAUGCAAACUAAAGAUGAUAAUAAUACACAUGCCCUGCUGCUGUACCUUGAAUUGAGUAAAGUCCUCACUUCCAUGACUUCUCUCAUCAAUGAGCUCCUUCACCCAUUAACCCCCACCCACCAGUCAACCUGCUGCCAGCGUUAACUUGCCAAAAGCCUCUUUCAGCAGUCAGAACUACCCCACAUGAGCUUGAAGAACAUUGUGUAUCGUGUAAUGUGUCUGUUUGAAUUUAUUUUUUGUUUUGUUUUUUUCUUACUGGGAGAUGGAGCGAGAUGUGCAUCGCUCAUAUGUGAACAUGUCCAAAGUUGUGGGAAACAGCCCUGUGUUCGUGUGGUUUUAUCAAGUGUUAAGGGAAAAUUAGAUUACAAAAUGCAAACGACUGGAGGCCGGGCAAGAUCUGCAGAGCUGGUGAAAUUUCCUUUGGCUUUAAAAUUGAAAAUCAAAUAAUUUCUGUGGACAAAAAUAUUUUUUGAAAGUGCUCAAAAAUAGUUCAACCAGUUGAAUUUGCAUGCAGAAGUUGAGUCAACACACACCAGGCCCUGGAAAUCUCUUCCCUGCAGAACCUGCUUUGGCCUCACAACAGCCCCCCGAGUACUUUUAGACCACAUCUAAAAGCUUACUUAAGCAUUGGUUAAAGCAUUAGUGUGUGUGUGUACGUGUGAGUGUGUGUGUUUGUUUAUUGCUGUCUGACAAUGGUUGGUGAGAGUUCCCUUUCAGUGGCAGAAAGGCCAAAACGAUGUUGUAUGUUUAUUGUUCUUCACAUUUAAUGAUGAUGAUGAUAAUAAUACACUCCAUUCCAUAAGCGUUCACUCAAACCAAUUAAAGCACUUGUUCUGCUUAA